AUGAUCAUUUUCAGGAGCAAGACUGCCUCCAAGACAUUCUUUGAAAGCACAGCGCCACAGCACGCUACUAAUAUUGUUGUAGGAUCUCUGGAGCCUUUGGAUACGUCGGUAACAUUGACGUCCGGCACGUUAAGUCGGAGGUCUCGAAGCAGAGGCACCGUUCGAAGCUUCUUAAGGAGGAGUGGCUCAAAGCUGUUGUCAAUGCUGAAAUUUCGUAGCUCUGGAGGCUGUAUAGAUGAUAGACCGUUGCCUAUAUUAUCAGCCGAAGGUGUCGACCAGGAGAGUGCCGUCAGUAACCAGGAUAGCCCAUCUUGCGUAUUGUGCGAAGAACUUCCCACUCCGGAUACCUUCCCGUCAGUGCCAGAGAAAUGCUCGAUAUCACUGAAAUUACUCCAGACCCCAGUAUAUUCGUCUCGUAAUAGCAACGCCCAUACCAACAAAAACCGUUCGGACUGCAACAGAAUCAACCUGGAGGAUGCGAAGGAUAAUCUAGAGAAAUAUGUUACUCGACGACAUUCCAGCCCCGGCUUAGCUUGUUUACUUCGACAUAAGCCUACCACGAUAUUUGGGCCUCCAACUGUCAUUCAUCGUGCUAAAAUGAGCCAAAGACCGAGCAUAUGCGGGUUUUCGUUCACAUCUCCAUCUGCGGUCGCGCCUAAUUUACAGAAUUUGGGGGACAACGCUCAAGACGACUCAGACUCGUCGUCCCUAACUCGAACUGCAACCAAUUCAUCGCCGCGCUCACAGUCAACCAAUCCAACGUCUGACGGCGGCCCUUUAACGCCACCACCAAAGUCUGAUAAAAACAAUGGAGCUAGCUCUUCAGAUUCCAAUGUAUCUAAGGACGAAGCAUCACAACCUGAUGAAGUGGUGCCUUCCAUUGUUACUGUGGAGGCGGCGGCGGCUGCCAAGGUUUAUUUUGAAACGUAUUUCAAUGAGCUGUUAUCUGGGGAGUCACCGCGCUCUCAGCGCCAGCACGAGCUUGAAGAAAAACUGUAUAUGUUGCAGCUUAAUUCAGAGCAGUAUAUGAGAGCGAAGCGAGCUUGGUACCGGCAGGAAAAUGAUCAUCUCCGACAAGAUCGGGCCUUGAAAAGCUGGUCGAACUCUCCGAGGCUACGGGAGAGCAUGUCUAUAGCUGGUUACGAGGUCAUCAAAGUCCUUGGAAAGGGGAGUUUUGGAGUUGUCCGCCUUGUGAGGGAAACUUUGGCACCGCAAGAGACCCCCCAAGGCUCAGACUGUUUCGGAGAGCAAAGCCAUGGAACGUUAGAGACGUUGAAGUCUGCUAUUGAUGGGGCAAGGUAUUCUCGUCGUAAGCCUUUAUGCCAUACGAGCAAAGAGGUGUACGCCAUGAAGGUUAUUCGAAAAUCAGAUAUGAUACGGAAUUGCCAGGAGGGUCACUUAAGGGCAGAGCGCGAUUUCCUUGUUGCAUCUGCCAAAUCUCGAUGGAUUGUGCCCCUUGUAGCCAGUUUCCAGGAUGUUCACAACCUCUACCUGGUCAUGGAUUAUAUGAUUGGCGGAGACUUUCUCAGCUUGCUGAUCAGGAAGAACAUUCUAAGCGAAGAUGUCACAAGAUGGUAUGUGGCCGAGAUGAUUUUAUGUGUGGAAGAAACGCACCGCUUGCGAUGGAUACACAGGGAUGUCAAACCAGAUAAUUUCCUCAUUUCUGCAUCUGGGCACCUUAAGAUAUCUGAUUUUGGUCUUGCUUUUGAUGGGCAUUGGUCUCACGACCAAACAUAUUAUAUGAACCAAAGGCAGUCCUUGAUGUCAAAAUUGGGGAUACUUGUUCAAGGCGACCACAAAGACCGCAAGGCUGCCGAAAAGGCAGCCCAAAAAGCCACCGCUGCUGCGUCGAGUUCGGAGUACGAGAAGGGGGAACUUGAAAAGGACCUAAGGCAGGGUCCUUUCAUUCCUAGUCCUGGCCCGAAUGACGAUAUUAUCCGCUGGCGGAACAGAAAAGAAAGACGGAAACUCGCUAGAAGUGUUGUAGGCACCAGCCAGUAUAUGGCACCUGAAGUUAUUCGAGCAGAACCUUAUGAUGGGAGGUGUGACUGGUGGAGCGUGGGUGUCAUUUUAUAUGAGUGCUUAUACGGGUUUACUCCAUUUUCUGGAAAAUCAAGGGAUGAUACAAAGAAAAAAAUACUUAAUCACUAUCAAUCGCUGUAUUUCCCUACCGAUCGAUCUUCGGACAGGCUUGUUUCCGAUGACGCUGUUGACUUGAUCAUUCGAAUGCUACAAGAAAAGGAAUAUCGCAUUUGCUCUGAAAAAUACAUGUUGAAUGAUUUCGUCCACUCUGGCAGAAUUCCAGGAGAGCUAAUCGACUACCCAGCAGAUCGGACUCACAAGAAUUAUCGUGGUUACUACGUAUACCCUGACGAUGCGAGCGACAUUAAAAACCAUCCAUUCUUUCGGAACACAAGAUGGGACGAAAUACUCUAUCGCGCCCCUCCCUUUAUACCCAAGGUCAAAGGCUGGGAAGACACAAGGUACUUUGACUGCGAGCACAUUAGCGAUGUACAAGAGAAGUCUAGUGAAGAAGCUCCUCGUGCCGACGAAAUCAGAUCGCAGGAAAAGAAGGCGUCAAAACAUGACAAAUCACAGCUCGAUGGCCCUAGCGGAGAAUGUAACUCCAGAGAUAGGUCCAAAAAUGUUACGCAUGGCGUAACUACAAGUGUUCAAAAUAAACCGCAGAAAAAAAGGCGAGGCUGGAAACGGGCAAGAGACAAGAUAUUGCGAGACGAGCAAACAGGAAAAAUAGCCUUAGAUAUGAGAAAGAGAAAUGCCUUUUUAGGAUAUAGCUAUCGACGUCCUAAGGAUGUUUUGCUCGCUGUUGAACUAGACCCGCAUCGGCCUCUUACUCGCGCUAGGUAG
This is a messenger RNA of Ophidiomyces ophidiicola, 2868 nucleotides long. RefSeq lists its product as uncharacterized. Gene Ontology annotation, molecular function: ATP binding; protein serine/threonine kinase activity. Gene Ontology annotation, biological process: peptidyl-serine phosphorylation; intracellular signal transduction. The transcript is spliced from 4 exons. The record is from RefSeq and is a predicted model, not a curated record. Lineage: Eukaryota; Fungi; Ascomycota; Eurotiomycetes; Onygenales; Onygenaceae. Bases 1 to 2868 code for a protein of 955 amino acids.